Venustampulla echinocandica is the source of this 1194-nucleotide messenger RNA. RefSeq names its product Nucleotide-diphospho-sugar transferase. NCBI's taxonomy places the organism in Eukaryota, Fungi, Ascomycota, Leotiomycetes, Helotiales, Pleuroascaceae. The transcript has 4 exons. Gene Ontology annotation, cellular component: endoplasmic reticulum membrane. The record is from RefSeq and is a predicted model, not a curated record. The coding region runs from base 1 to 1194 and encodes 397 amino acids.
AUGGCGACCAUCGUUGAUAUCUGCUGGAGCUUGAUUGGGGGUUUAUACGCGACGGCGAAGGAGACGCCAUUACCUAUCUUGCUAUUAGUCGUUCUUACCACUACGAUCUCUACAUUAGCCUUCAUAUACGCCUUAGUCUAUGUCCUCGCCCCCGUUCCACGCGCUCCACAUCCCUCGGAAAAGACAUACAUAACCACAUCCGGUUCCUCCAGCUCGGCGACUGCCCCGCGCCCACUUCCAUGCUGGCACGAUGCCUGGCUUACACACAGGAAAGAAGCUGCUACUAAAAAUGGCAAGGAGAAGGACAACGAUGAUGUACAUACCGGCACGAUAGACGAGGCGGAAGUGGAAAUGAGCGUGGUUAUCCCAGCAUAUAACGAAGAAGAACGCAUAGAGAUGAUGCUAGAAGAAGCUGUAGCAUUUCUGGACGAUGAAUAUGGACGCGUUCCCCUCGCCGCCGGGAAGCACAAGGGGAAAGUGAACGGCAGUGCGGGGGGGCAGGGCAUGGGCAUGGGAGGCUACGAAAUCCUAAUCGUGAACGACGGAAGCAAAGACAAAACCGUCGAUGUUGCUCUGGAUUUCUCGAGGAAGAAGGGUUUGCAUGAUAUUCUGCGGGUCUGUACGCUCAAGGAGAAUAGAGGGAAAGGGGGCGCUGUCACGCAUGGUUUUAGACAUGUUAGGGGCGCGUAUGCUAUAUUUGCUGACGCGGAUGGAGCGUCUAAGUUUGAGGAUUCGAGGAAGUUGGUGAGAGGUUGUAAGGGUAUUGAGGAUGGGACUGCAAGAGGUAUUGCAGUGGGGAGCAGAGCACAUCUUGUGGGGUCGGAAGCUGUUGUGAAGCGCUCGGCCCUAAGAAACGCCCUCAUGCACUCGUUCCACCUCCUUCUCCGUCUCCUCACGCCCCCGGCAACGUCCCGAAUCCGUGACACGCAGUGCGGAUUCAAGCUGUUCUCCAGGGCCGCACUCCCCCAUAUCGUGCCUUACAUGCAUGUCGAAGGCUGGAUCUUUGAUGUCGAGAUGCUGAUGCUUGCUGAAAGCGCGCCUGCGCCUGUAUCCGCAGCUGAAGCGACCGGAAAGGGAAAUACCAACUUAAACUCUGGGAUCCGGGUUGCUGAGGUGCAGAUUGGGUGGCAUGAGUUUGGCUAUGGCGUGGGGAUUGGGGAUUUUGAGGGCGAGUUGGAUUUUGGGAGUUUAUAA